Messenger RNA from Menidia menidia (Atlantic silverside), 1350 nucleotides. Lineage: Eukaryota; Metazoa; Chordata; Actinopteri; Atheriniformes; Atherinopsidae. The record is from the annotation of a GenBank genome assembly.
AUGGCGUCUUUCGGCGUGGGGCAGCAUCUGGUCCGCAGGCGCGGAGCCUCCAGGAGCUCCGCGGUGGAGAGGAGAAACCUGCUGACGGUGUGCAGGUUUUCCGUGAAGACUUUGCUGGACCGCUCUUGUUUUGAGACGAUAGAUGACUCAUUCCCAGAGUUCACAAAUUUUGUGUCCAUCUUGGAGCACAUCCUCAGUCAUCAACUGAAAGGUCAAACAACUUGGUUUGGCUAUGAAAGUCCUCGGAGUUUCUGGGAUUACAUUAAAGCUGCGUGCAGUAAAGUGCCCCAUAAUUGCAUUCGAAGCAUUGAGAGCAUGGAAAAUGUGCGACCGUCGAGAGCAAAGGGCAGGGCAUGGAUCAGAGUCGUUCUGAUGGAAAAACGGCUGUCUGAUUACAUCUCAUGUGCACUGAAGGACAUUAAAACCACCAGGAGGUUUUAUGAUGAGGGAGCCAUCAUACUGGGAGAGGAGGCAGGGUUGCUGGCAGAUACGCUCAUUGGACUCAACACAAUUGACUUCAGCUUCUGUCUGAAAGGUGAAGGUUUGGAUGGCAGCUGCCCUGCUGUGAUUGAUUACACACCCUACCUAAAGUUCACACAGAGCGCCGACAGCAUCAGCAGUGAUGAGGAGGAGAUGAGGACUCUGGGAAGCAGCGGCAGUGAGAGCAGCACUCCAGACAAAGCUGCCACCGCCGCAUCAAUCUUCACCGAGCAGAGCAAUUUGGUCAGCAAGUGCAAACGCUUUGAGCAGAAGUACCGCAUGGCCCUGGAGCAGAAGGGUUACUUGGAAGAACUGGUCCGUCUACGAGAGGCCCAGCUGUCGGAGGCUGUGUCCAAUAACAAGUCUCUUCAGCAGAGCUUGGCAGACGCACACCUCUGUCACACGCUGGAGAAAGAGCAGCUUGAAUACAUCAUUCUGGAGCUGCAGGACCAACUGACUGUGCUGAAGAACAAUGAUUUGCGUUCCAGACAAGAGUUAACUGCCCAUCUGACCAAUCAGUGGCCAUCUCCCGAUGUCUUGGAUGCCAAUGCUGUUGCUUUGGAUACACUGUUGUACAGGAAGAGCACAGGACAGUGGGUGGAGAAGAGUUUCCAGAGUCUGGAGCAGCUGUCUGCAGACAUGAGCCUCUCCCAGACAUCUCUCGGACCAUCGCAGACGCCGGGCCUCGAGGCCAGGCCGGCCGGCACACAAUGGCCUCAUCAAGGUAAGGAAGAAACCCCGUCACUGAGGGGACUUUGUGGUUCCCUGACCUCGGUUGCCAGCUAUAAGUCUUUGGCCAGCCUAAAGUCGAGCGAAUGUUUGGCCAGUCCUGCAACGGAGAUCAGCAGUCCAGGUUUCACACCCUCAUAG